Messenger RNA from Hylaeus volcanicus, 4574 nucleotides. It is a transcript of the gene Uba1, whose product is annotated as ubiquitin-like modifier-activating enzyme 1. NCBI's taxonomy places the organism in Eukaryota, Metazoa, Arthropoda, Insecta, Hymenoptera, Colletidae. The transcript is spliced from 2 exons. Gene Ontology annotation, molecular function: SUMO activating enzyme activity. Gene Ontology annotation, biological process: protein sumoylation. Bases 272 to 3421 code for a protein of 1049 amino acids. Gene Ontology annotation, cellular component: SUMO activating enzyme complex; cytoplasm. The record is from RefSeq and is a predicted model, not a curated record.
UGGUGCGAGUGCGAGAGAGCAGCAACAGACCGGAUGAUAGAAUGAGAAUCAUUCUUGGAUGGAUAGUGGUAUCGCGGUAGAGUGAGGUUUCGGUCUAGAAAGGGUAGACUGGAAGCUGAGAAGAAGAGAGAGGCGCGGCGAGAAAGAGAGAGCGGGCGCGUGUGGCAAGGUCGGUGUGGCGUGAGGUGAAGUUUACGGACUUUAUUAAAGUGCAGUCGGCCGGGUUGAAAAAAACAAUCGACGGACAUAAUACGGCGCCCCGUGAAGUCCGAUGUCUAGUGCUGAGGUGGUGGAGAGCUCCGUUGACCCCCCAGCCAAGAAGCGACGCGUUGCUGCCACCACGGGAGGAGCCGACGACUCGACGACGAUCGCAGACAUGGCGAAAAAUGGCUCGACGUCCCGGGCUCCCGCCGAAAUCGACGAAGGUCUAUACUCCAGGCAGCUUUACGUCCUCGGCCAUGACGCUAUGCGUCGCAUGGCAUCCUCAGAUGUCCUGAUAUCCGGCCUCGGUGGUCUCGGCGUCGAAAUCGCCAAGAACGUCAUCCUCGGCGGCGUCAAGUCCGUUACCUUACACGAUGACGCGCUGUGCCAGAUCGCGGACCUCGGUUCGCAGUUCUAUCUGAAAGAGACAGACAUAGGUAAAAAUCGAGCUGCUGCAUGUUGUCAGCGCUUGUCCGAAUUGAAUAAUUAUGUCCCCACCCGUCACCAUUCUGGACCUUUAACCGAUUCAUACAUUAAAAAGUUUAAGGUCGUCAUUCUGACGGAAACUCCAUUGAAGGAGCAAUUGCGCAUCUCUGAAAUUACCCACGCAAAUGAUAUAGCACUUAUUAUAGCAGAUACCAGAGGCUUAUUCUCUCAAGUAUUCUGCGAUUUUGGGGAAUCGUUCACAGUAGUCGAUACUAACGGCGAACCACCGGUAAGCGCGAUGGUUGCUAGCAUCUCUCAAGAUGCCGAGGGCGUCGUUACAUGUUUGGAUGACACGCGUCAUGGCAUGGAGGAUGGUGACUAUGUCACGUUUUCUGAAGUGCAAGGAAUGACAGAGUUGAAUGGUUGCGAACCAAUCAAGAUAAAAGUUCUCGGCCCGUACACUUUCAGCAUCGGCGAUACAUCUAAAUAUUCCGAAUACAUACGCGGUGGCGUCGUAACGCAAGUAAAAAUGCCAAAGAUCCUACGUUUUUCUUCUUUGGCAGAGGCUUUAAAGAAGCCCGAGUUCCAAAUUACAGAUUUUGGAAAGUUUGAUUAUCCGGAGCAGAUGCAUUUGGCUUUCAUGGUGUUGCACCGUUACGCGGAAACAAAAGGCAGAUUACCUAAGCCAUGGAAUCAAGAGGACGCAGAUGAAUUUUUAGCUCUAGCUAAAGCUGUAAAAGAAGAGAUAGGCAGUGAAACUGAAAUCAAUACAGAACUGUUUGAUAUAUUUGCAAAGAUAUCUUCUGGUAAUUUAAAUCCAAUGAAUGCUACCAUUGGAGGAAUUGUAGCUCAGGAAGCUAUGAAAGCUUGUUCUGGAAAAUUCCAUCCUAUAUAUCAGUGGUUGUACUUUGAUGCUAUCGAGUGUUUACCUGCAGAUCGCUCUGAACUUACAGAAGAAGAUUGUUGUCCCACUGGAUCGCGUUAUGAUUCACAAAUCGCCGUUUUCGGCCGUAAAUUCCAGUCAAAGAUUGGAAAUCUAAAAUACUUUGUCGUAGGAGCAGGAGCUAUUGGUUGUGAAUUGCUCAAGAACUUCGCAAUGUUAGGUGUUGGUGCUCAGAAUGGUAGCGUCACGAUCACUGACAUGGAUUUGAUAGAAAAAUCUAACUUGAACAGACAAUUCUUAUUCCGGCCAUCCGAUGUUCAACAAUCAAAAUCAUCAACAGCGGCUAGAGUUAUAAAAGGCAUGAAUCCAGAGAUGAAAGUAAUUGCUCACGAAAACAGAGUUUGUCCCGAAACAGAAAAGAUAUAUAACGAUGACUUCUUCGAGGUCUUGGACGGAGUCGCAAAUGCUUUAGAUAACGUUAAUGCUCGUAUUUAUAUGGAUCGUCGUUGUGUGUAUUAUAGAAAACCUCUCUUGGAAUCUGGUACUUUAGGUACAAAGGGCAAUACUCAAGUUGUUGUUCCAUUCUUAACCGAAUCUUACAGCUCGUCUCAGGAUCCGCCAGAGAAAAGUAUACCGAUUUGCACGUUGAAAAACUUCCCCAAUGCCAUAGAACAUACUCUACAAUGGGCCAGAGAUAACUUCGAAGGUUUAUUCCGUCAGGCCGCGGAGAAUGCCGCUCAAUAUAUAUCUGAUCCACAGUUCGUAGACAGAACGCUAAAACUGCCCGGAGUUCAGCCUUUGGAAGUGUUAGAAUCCGUUAAAAUAGCACUGGUCGACGAGAGACCAAAGGGCUUCGCAGAUUGCGUCGCUUGGGCUCGUUGUCAUUGGCAGGAGCAGUAUAGCAAUCAGAUUAGACAACUUCUAUUCAACUUCCCACCUGAUCAAGUAACAUCCAGUGGUCAACCAUUCUGGUCUGGACCUAAACGAUGCCCCGAUCCGCUCACGUUCGACGUUAACGAUCCAUUGCAUUUAGAUUACAUCGUAGCUGCUGCUAACUUGAAAGCAAAAGUCUACGGUAUUCCCAUAAACAGAAACCGGGAGGAAAUUGCUAGGAUCGUGAGUACCGUAAAAGUACCAGAAUUCACGCCAAAGUCUGGAGUGAAAAUCGCCGAGACGGACUCAAUGGUUCAAGUAUUAAAUGGAAGCGGGAACAUCGACCACGAGAGACUCACUCAGUUACAAGAAGAAUUGCCGAAGAUCGACGAACUCAAUGGUCUAGUGAUUUAUCCGCAAGAAUUCGAAAAGGACGACGAUUCUAAUUUCCAUAUAGACUUCAUCGUGGCUGCUUCAAAUCUCCGUGCUACUAACUACAAAAUUCCACCUGCUGAUAGACAUAAGAGCAAACUCAUCGCUGGUAAAAUCAUACCAGCAAUCGCUACUACCACCUCAGUGGUGGCUGGUUUAGUAUGUCUUGAAUUGAUCAAGCUAACUCGUGGCGUCAGAGAUUUGUCCAUCUACAAGAACGGUUUCAUUAAUCUGGCUCUACCGUUCUUCGGGUUCUCCGAACCUAUCGCUGCGCCGAAAUUGAAAUAUUACGACACAGAGUGGACUCUGUGGGACCGGUUUGAAGUUAAGGGAGAAUUGACGCUCAAAGAAUUCUUGGAUUACUUCAAAGAACAUCACAAUCUGGAGGUCACUAUGUUGUCUCAAGGUGUCUGCAUGCUUCACUCGUUCUUCAUGGCAAAACCUAAAUGCCAGGAACGUAUGGGUCUCCUAAUGACAGAGGUGGUGAAGAAGGUGUCGAAGAAGAAGCUGGAACCCCAUGUACGCGCGCUGGUAUUCGAACUCUGCUGUAAUGAUUCUGAUGGUAACGAUGUAGAAGUACCGUAUGUUCGUUACACCUUGCCCUGAAGCUCGAUGGAAUCACCGGAUAAUGAGAGAUGUCUACUUAACUGACUUAGCCGUAGUAAUUUCUACAAAUUUCUAUUUUACAAUACGGUACAGGAGAAUAUUAAUCUUUGUCUAUGUAAGGCUCUCAAAGUAAAGAUUCAUUUUUAUCGCCAAUGCUUUGUAGCAUUUAUAGGAAGCGAGCACGACGGGAUCCACUGAGUUUAUCUUACUAUGAUCUCCCUUUUACUAAAAGUCAACUUCGAGGCUGUUAUGUAACCAUUUCUUUUUUAUCCUACUCCCCCUAUGAUCCUUUAAUUCGUUUGAUACACGUUGCUAAAUAUAUUUCGUCUGCCUUCCGAUCAGCAGUGUUUCUCGAAAACAACAAGAACUAAAUAAUUCGAACUGUCGAUAAAAAGAUAAGCGGAUACAAAUUUGUACAAGAGAAUAUCUGCGCUAUACUGUUUUUGAAAUGUUAACAAAAAAAAAAAAAAAAGAAGAAGAAUAAGAUAACGAAGCUGCGAAAGAAUUUUAAACCGUGUUGGAUCAUAAGGGAAUUGUCAUGGUAAGAAUUUUCUUAGGGCUCACUCUUCACGAUUUUAUGUAUAGAAUCGAAUGUAAAUUACUGGAUGAUAACUCAAUGAUCCUUAGACGAAUAACGCUAGCACAGUUAAAAUAGACCAUAGAUAAACGUGAGAAUAAUGAGCGCAAAUAUAUCUUGCCUCCGUCGAAUUUUCGUUUUUUUUUUCUAUUUACACUUUGUAUUAUCAGAUGUGCGUAAAGCAAAACAAAAAAAAAUAUAUAAGUUACGAAUUUUUGUUCACCCUAUUUUUGCCUCUCGCUGUCAGAGUCGAUAUUUUAAGACUUUAUAUAACCGAUACGUUAUCAACAAUCAUAAUUUGUCCGCUUUAUUUUUCGUACACCGAAUGAACUAUUGGCUAAGGCUGGUUGUUGUUACAAAGGAUGCUGCAUUUAAAUUUGUAACACGAUUUGAAAGAAGCUUAAAUAAAAAAAAGAGUUGCACACUUUAGACCAAGGAAUACAAAAACAAAAAAAAAAGGAAGAUAUUUUGUUAAUUUUAGAAUAAUGCGGAUAUUUAUUGUAUUAUUUUAUCAAUAGAUAAUAAAUAGAUGUGUUUGGAUUUCAAGAGACAUGAGAAAUAUAGUAACGAAAAAUA